CCUAGUCUAUUGUGUACACGAGUCGUGCGUGACAAUAACACUCACAGAACUGCUCUGUCAACCUUCGCGAAGGCUUUGCCGACACCUUCGCUGCAUCGCUGCAGCAUAAGGCAAGCACCACAAGCACCACUUCCCACAACCUGCAUACGAAGCGAUGCCGUCCGCACAGCUCCUCAAAACCUACGCAAAAGAAGCCCUCUGGCUCACCUGUGCCAUCGCACAAGCAUUACUGCAGCGCGUCUACGACCGCGUGCUGCGCUGCCUCUACGCCAGCGAGCGGCGCAUCCCUCUGACACGUGCCGAACUCAUGCGACCAAACAUGACACGUGUCGAACUCAUGCGACCAAACACGCUAGCACAACUGCUCGGUACGACAGUCAAAACGGUAUCACUCGGCGACAGCCAAAGGCAACAACUCAGCGACGCCAAUGAGCUAGGAGCGGGCGGCGCCGGCACGAGUAGGUGCUGGCUUGUCGUCAACGGGACGCGCCUCUUCUGCAAGCUGCCCGCCGCGACGCUCUUCGAGUCGCUCUUUCUUGACAUUUUUGGAGUCUACGCGAACGAAGUCCGGUUCUACAACACGCGCAUCAAGGCGCCUUCACAUUUAUUUGCGAAGGCCUAUGCGGCGGAGAUGAGGCGGGGCCGCUUCGUGCUGUGCCUGGAGGACGUCGGCGCGCGAGGCGUGACGUUUCCAGUUAUCGACACGCCGCACGCCGACAAGACGGUCGAGGCCGUGCUUGAGGCGCUCGCUACGUUACAUGCGUCCUGCUGGGGCUGGCCGCCGCGGGGAAUCUGGACGGACGAGACGCGGCCGCCGUUCCUGCGAUUGAUCGCGGACUCGACGCUGCGCACGAUCACGAAGCGCUGGCCGGACCUGCUGUCGGCCGACGUCGUCGCGACCGGCGUGAAAGUCUACCUGUCGCGUCGAUGGCGUGGGGGCGCUGUGACAUUCUGUAACAUUUGACGUCCGCGCAGAUCGCGACCUACCAGCUCUACCUCGAUCACUACGACGCCGUGCGGGCCCACUGGUCCUCCGGCCUGCUAGUGCUAUGUCACGGCGAUGCCCAUUUGGGAAACGUCUUCUUCCACAAGAAGGACGGGUCCGCGGGCUUUUAUGACAUGCAGUGCGUCGCGGCCGAGCACCCCAUGCGCGAUGUGGCCUAUCAUCUCAUCUUGUCGUGCGACAGCGCGGACCUGGCGAGGAACGAGCGGGCCUACGUCGAAGCAUACUUGCGGCGCCUCGCUGCCAAAGGCCAGCGCCUGUCCUACGAGGACGCCUGGCGCGAGUACCGGCUCCACGCGCUCUGGGCGCUGACGGCUCUCGUCAUCAGCGCGGGCGCGUCUUCGGACUACUUCGCGGAAGGGCCGGCGCGCCUCACGAUCAGUCGGGCGGCGGCCGCCGUGGAGCGCGUCGACGCGCGCGGGGCGCUGCUGGAUUUGAUCGACUAAUAUUCUUGUGGUUG
Pelagomonas calceolata is the source of this 1463-nucleotide messenger RNA. Lineage: Eukaryota; Pelagophyceae; Pelagomonadales; Pelagomonadaceae. The record is from the annotation of a GenBank genome assembly.